This is a messenger RNA of Orbicella faveolata, 3319 nucleotides long. RefSeq lists its product as uncharacterized. Gene Ontology annotation, molecular function: DNA-binding transcription factor activity, RNA polymerase II-specific; RNA polymerase II cis-regulatory region sequence-specific DNA binding. The record is from RefSeq and is a predicted model, not a curated record. Gene Ontology annotation, biological process: regulation of transcription by RNA polymerase II. NCBI's taxonomy places the organism in Eukaryota, Metazoa, Cnidaria, Anthozoa, Scleractinia, Merulinidae.
GUACAAGUCUUUCCCCUAGAUCCGCCACUGUCAUCAACCUCAAGAUAUGAAAGCUUUUCAAGCAGUUGUGAAUGAUUAACGGUGUCAAAUGCUUUGGCAAGGUCCAGGAACACAGCCCCGGACAGACAACCAUUGUCCAUGGAGUGAAGGAUCUGAUCAGGAAACUUAGAAGCGGUAGUAACAGUAGAUGAGUUUAGUCUUAAACCGAACUGAUUGGGCGAAAUCAAAUUAUUCUCUGUUAAAUAGGUGUAAAGUUGAGGGUGAACCGCCUUCUCCAAGAUUUCGUCAACUGUGGGAAGAAAUGAAAUCGGCCUGUAACAUCCUGUUUCCCGCCCUUCUCUCCUAUUCUUUAGCUCGCCAUUUUUCGCACUGCGCCCCAACUAACUGAACCCUGGAAGAGGCUACUAUACAGGGGGCCACCAUGGCCCGUCCGUAUGUAGUCCUUCUCUAAAAUCCUGUAUCCGCCCCAGGGAAAUUGAGCAAUAAAAACAAAGCACGUGCAAUCUGAGGUAUCACUCCGAUUGUCACGUGGCAUCUCAGAUCAAGAGUUAAAAGAAGAGCGCACUGUCACUGAAAUAAGCGAUUUGCAUGAUGGCGUUAUUUGACUAUAACUACCAGAAUUCUUCACUCUCGGGAGUCUGUUUGUUAUAUAUGCUAAUUAGGACAAUUGUUAUCUUACCUCUGCUGAAGGCUUCAAAAUUUAAAAAUCAAGGAAGAAAAUACAUAAAUUUAAUUGUGGUACUAGCUUGAAGAUCGAGUAAAAGCAAACUCGCGCACAUCAGGAGCCCAUUACUCCUGCGUACAUCCAGAACUGGUCCACACACCUAACCCAUCCUUGUUUCCGUCUACCUCGAUGGACUAAUUCCUGAUCUAUCAGCCUGGAUGGGACAUCGUGUCCGAUGUUGUGUGUUUCUCAGAGACGAGAAUGUUUCUCCGUUACCCCACCCAACCGGGAUAUUCCUAGAGAGAUCGAGAGACUGGACUCUAGUGUCACGGUAAUGGCGGCCUACAUGUGAUUUUCUGUGGAAGCCGUUGUCGCUGGUUUAUAAAGGAAUACGGCACAAACAUCUAUCUUGACAGAAAAUUUGACAGACCACCUUAAAAGGGAAUCAAGUCCAACAUCCGGGUUAGUGACGGAAGGAACACAUGUUUUUCGACAAAACGCGGCCUAAGUUUUAAGCCAAUCAUAACCUGCUUCGAUGGAUAUGGCAACCAAGAUACCAGAGGAGGCGCACGCAUGCAAGCAUUGCGGACAGUUCUUUAACCAGUUAUCAGCUUACAAGGAGCAUGAACGAAUUCACACAGGAGAGAAGCCGUAUACAUGCAAGUAUUGUAAUAAGUGCUUUGGCCAGUCAGGAAAUUGCAAGCAACAUGAGAGAACUCACACAGGAGAGAAGCCAUAUUCAUGCAAGCAUUGUGAUAAGCGCUUUCGCCAAUUAGGACAUUGCAAGAAACACGAGAGUAUUCACACAGGAGUAAAGCUUUAUACAUGCAAGCGUUGUGACAAGUGCUUUAGCCAAUUGGCAAAUUGCCAGAAACAUGAACGAACUCACACAGGCGAGAAGCCGUAUGUAUGUAAUCACUGUAAUAAAAGCUUCAGCUCCUCAUCACAUUGUAAGCAACAUGAACGAACUCACACAGGAGUGAGACCGUAUACAUGCAAGCAUUGCAAAAAGACCUUUAGCCAUUUAGCAAACUGCAAGGAACACGAACGAAUUCAUACAGGAGAGAAGCCAUAUACAUGCAAACAUUGCGAAAAGUGCUUUAGCAGCCACACGUCUUGCAAGCAACAUGAACGAACUCACACAGGAGAGAAGCCGUAUACAUGCAAACAUUGUAAUAAGGGAUUUAGCAAGUCAUCAAAUUGUAAGCAACAUGAACGAACUCACACAGGAGAGAAGCCGCAUACAUGCGAACACUGUGAUAAGGGCUUUAGUCGCUCAUCAGAUUGUAAGCGACAUGAACAAACUCACACGGAAGAGAAGCCGUUUGCAUGCAAGCAUUGUAAUAAGAGCUUUAGCAGGUUAUCACAGUGCAAGCGACAUGAAGGAAUUCACACAGGAGAGAAGCCGUAUUCAUGCAAGCAUUGUAAUAAGGGCUUUAGCCAAUUAGCACAUUGUAAGCAACAUGAACGAAUUCACACGGGAGAGAAGCCGUAUACAUGCAAGCAUUGUAAUAAGGGCUUUGGCCGCUCAUCAGAUUGCAAGCGACAUGAAGGAACUCACACGAAAGAGAAGCCGUAUACACGCAAGCAUUGUGAUCAAUGCUUUAACGACCCAUCAGCUUGCGAGGAACAUGAACGAACUUACACACGGGCGAAGUCGUAUACAUGCAAGCAUUGUAAUCAGGGCUUUAGCAAGUCAUCACAUUGGAAGGAACAUGAGCGAACUCACACAGGAGAGAAGCCGUAUAUAUGCAAACAUUGUGGUAAAUGCUUUAGCGGCCCAUCAGCUUGCAAGCAACAUGAACGAACUCACACAGGAGAGAAGCCGUAUGCGUGCAAACACUGUAACAAGUGCUUUAACAAGUCAUCAAAUUGUAGGCGACAUGAACGAACUCACACAGGAGAGAAGCCGUUUACAUGCAAGCAUUGUAACAAGGGCUUUAGCCGCUCAUCAGAUUGCAAGCGACAUGAAGAAAUACACGCAAGAGACAGUUCUUUAAAACGCAAGCAGCAUGAUCAGGGCUUUCAACUAAGACACGUUCCGGAGCCAGCUGCAACUCAGGGUGGGAAAGCGUUUGAUGUGUUUUCUUUGAGUGAAGAAAGUACAAGCGAAGUUGAAAGCUUUAGCUGUUGGAUUUAUCAGGAGGAAUUUAGUAACGAGACGCUCUCCGCAUAGGCUCAAGGGUUUUUUUUUUCGGGCGAUGUGAGUGCAGGCACGGGACUGCGUGACGCAUUCACCUCGCGCAGCGGAUUCUAUAAUGAACGUUCGAAUCUCUGCGAAGGAGAGACCUAGCGAGGCAUUCUUCCUUUCUCUAAAUGGUAAAACUGGCCUAAAAGCAGCAAAAAACAGCACUAGCCGAAUGUUCGAUGCUAGUAACAUUUCUGCCAAACCAUGGCCAAACCCAUGUCUUGAAAGAAGACUAAAUAUAUAAAUAAUUAAAAACUAAAAGGACAAUAACAAAAGAGACCAGUCUUUUUAAAUGACACUUUUAAUCUAAUAUUUUAAAGUUUCAAUUGCGAAUGUACAAUACUAAAAGUUUUUUUACACACAAAUCACAAAGUCAAGUUGUUCCAACUAUAUACUUUAUCUGAAACGGUCGUGUUCUCCAAUCUGUUUUUGUAUCCUUGAGCUUUGUAAUAGUUGUUGAGCGCUGU